GAGAAGUCGGCGCGAAAUGGUAACUAAAUGUUUUUUAAGCGCAUGCCGAUAUGAUUUCAUAUGUAUUGCUCAAUAAUCUUGAUGCAAAGUAAAAAUGAGUACUCGAAUAUUGAAUGACAUUCAUAAUGAUUUGAAGCAGCUUAUAACAGCGCUUACAUCGUUUGAGGAAGCUGAAGAGGGAUUUCGGAUAUGCGAACGAUUUUGUUUAUCGAAUAUUAAACAUCAUCGCUAUCUCUCUAUCGAUAGUCACGCAACCAAAGAGGCGAUAAACGCUCUAAUCACCAAAUUCUCGAUCCACGGAAAAUAUGAAGUCGCUAAAAAGUUUCAAGAGCUGAUCGAUUCCUUUUUAUCGAGUUUUGACUUUGAGCAACACCCGCAGUACGAUCUGCAGUGGUGUUUGUUAACAUUCCUAUUGGAUCUGUCCACUGAAACUCACAAGUCCAACUUGGACAGCUUAAAACUCACGCGCGGGGAACACAGUUUUAAUGCAGCCACUGGAAACGAGGAUAGCAUUACGGAGGAAAUAGACUGGGCACAAUAUUUGAAGGAAGGUCAGGAGAAUUUCUUUCGUGAUUAUAAGAGCGACAAUAGCGAGAGCGAAUGGUCCGAUUUAACGGAAGAAGAAGGGACUGAUGAGAAUGAUAUUUCUUUGCCGACGCAAAUAUGUAAUACUCAGUUAGAUAUUGCGCAGUGUCCAGAAGUUUCUGAUAGUACAGCAGACAAAUUCUCCUUGGCGUUAGUACAAAAUCUCGAAUCUAGAAAGUGGCUCUUAUCAAAGGUUCAAACUGAUUGGUGGAACAAUCUAAGAUGUCGAAAGUAUCCCGUUGUUAAACGAUCUUGUGACACCAGCAUAUGUGACAUAUGGCAUGAAACGAGUUUGUCAGCCUUGUACAAAGUAACUACUCUUAGCGAAUAUCAAGUGUGCAGAGAAUUAUUAUGGAUGUUUUAUGUUCAAACGUCAAUGGUGGUGUUUCAACAGGACAGUGAAUCGAAAUUUUCAAUAUGUUCCGACUUAUCUAUACCAAGUUUGACAACUACUGCUUUUAGGAGUAUUCUAACUCCAUUCUGCGAGUAUUUUUCGAUGAUAUAUGAUAUUGAAAGAUUUGGAGCUGACUUGCAGCCAACUUAUAACCAAGACUCAGAACUACAGAGUCCUCCUUUGACCUAUGAAGCAUAUAAUGCUGCGCUUAAACAACACCUAUGUGAAUUUAAGACUGAAGUGGUUAAUAUAGAAAAAGAUAUUAUAAAGCAAGAAAAUUGCAAUACGUUCUUAUCUUUAUCGGCUAAUCUGAGAGGACAUUUGAAUACUAUAAAAAUGCUCUACGAUAUACACCAGAAAGUUAUAACUGAUUGGAAAGUUAAUCCUAAUUGGAAAUGUGCAUCUCGACUAUUAUCAUCCUUAUAUUAUGAAAUGCAAAAUUCUCAUAGUCGAGAAAGGACAAAUAUUUGUAUAAAUUUGUAUCUAUGUAGUCUUACCGUUUAUCUUAACAUAAUUGAUACAUGGCUGAGUGAAGGACGAUUAGAGGAUUGGCGAGAUGAAUUUAUAAUUGUGAGGGUCAGAGAGAAUGAAAAUGAACAAAUUGAAAAAUUUACGAUUCGAUUGUCCGAUAAUAUUUGCUUGACAGAUCCUAUUAUGCAAUUCUUGUUGCAAAAAGUGCAACAUAUGGGUCACAGUAUUGAAUUACUUGUUUCUUUGGAUCGAAUUGCCGACAUAUGGAGGAUGGACAACGAGUACAAUGACACAAGGAUUUCAUUAAACAUUGAACUACAAAAUAAAUUGUUAUCAGAAAUAUCUAAAUAUAGUUCAUCAGUGGAGGAGACAGAUACCGCGCCGCAAAUAGAUGAAAUACUUUUACAAGAGUACGAUGCCGAUAUUGAAACGAAUAUAAUACACCAAUUAUCAACUUUGCAUAAUCCAUUUCUCAUGAAAGCUAUGGAAGACUACAUGCCAUGUGAAUUAUAUAAAAACGAUACGGUGGUUGCUCGUGUGCAUAGUACUCACAAUUCUAAAACGAAACAAGGCCAAAUAUAUAAUUUAUAUCAAGAACUACAAAAGAUAAGAUAUAUAUUGCCGAUGCAAAACAUUUUGGAGAAUACAUUGUCUGAGAUUUUAAUAUUACGCUAUAACAGCGCUAGCAAAUUAGUAAAAAAUAUUAUGAUUGAGGAAUAUAAGCUGCAAACACAUUUGAAGCUAUUGAGGCUUGUUUAUAUGAUGGAAGCUGGACACGUUAUGAAUAAGUUCUAUCAAAUCUUGUUUCACGAGAUUGAAAAUAACCAAAUGUGGGCUAAUUCGUAUUUUCUGUCGUGUAUUCUUGAAGAGGUAUUUUCCCAAUAUUGGCCGGAUACAAGUUCUCGUUGGUCGAUUACAGUUCACGGCAAUAUCAGUACUCGUCAAGUGUUACAAGCUGUAAAUAGUAUAACGCUGCAUUAUACAGUAGAAUGGCCUAUAAGUAUCGUGUUAACUAAGAAAGUUUUAGAAAAGUACAAUGAGAUAUUCAGAUUUCAACUAAAAUUGAAGUGGGCUUUGUGGACGUUAAAUAAUUUAAGGUUUUAUGAUCUAGAAGGUUCUAGGUCGCCGUGUACAAGAGACAGAUUAGAACAGUUCCACAUAAGGCGCCUCGAGAGUUUAAGAUUUUGGCUGCUGCACGCGAUAGGAUCUAUACAUACAUACUUGUCUGGCCAAGUAUUACAGAGUCUAGGUUUUAUACUGGAAAAGGUUCUAGCUCAGGCAGAUAGUCUCGAUACCAUUAUAUCAGAUAUUGGAUGGAAUACUCAUGAUAAUCUUAACAAACGUAAGCAAUUAUUUUCAGUGCAUAAUGAAUACUUGAACAAAGUUCACGAACAUUGCUUAUUAACAGAGGAAUUUAAAGAUUUAAUAACAACUAUAAAUAACAUGAUCGAAAUGUGUAAUCACGUACGAGAUCGAUGGUCACGCAAAAAAUUAUUGUUAGCCGCUACAGAAUUAGACGUAAUGGAGCACAGUUACAUAAAGUAUCAUACAUAUCUUGCCUUAGCUUUGCACAAUGCGGUACAACAUAAGGAUGCAGAUUAUUGUAAGUUUUACAAUUUAUUAGCGGUACUUAACGUAUUUCAGUACAGUUAUCCACAAUUCUGCAGUUCAAUCGAUCGUUCAUAAAUAUUGUCAAAACAAUCAUUAGAGAACGUUAAAAACAAAAAAAAUGUUCAAUUAUUUUUUAAAAUUAGUCAUUGAAAGAUACGUCAUUAGUGUGAUUUAUGUAUUGACAUGUCAAAUCUUGAAUAUAUUUGCCAUAUACUGAAAAAAUAUUAACUAAUAGAUGUUAAAUUGUUGCAUGAUGAAUUAACAGUAUUGCUUUUCUGACAUUUUCCCCUUGCUUUAUUUACAGUGACUGCCUUAAGUUCAGCCUUUAAUUGCAGUAUGCCAUGUGCUUAAUUUUAUAUUAAUAGAAUGUCAACUCGUACCGAUUUAACAAUAUUAUCAGUGUGCAUUCUGAUCUUUCUAUUUGGGAUUAACAACGACAUCAAUCCCAUCUCAUUUACAUCAAUCUCAUUACUUAAUACUACAAAAGUAUACAUGUAGUAUUUAGCCGUUAUUCUACUAGAUCAUUAUAUUGUUAUCUCGUUUGUGAUUAAUAUAAAUUAUAAUUUUUUAUACUAAUAAUUAUUUUUUAGAUAAACUCGUUACGCAAAGAUCUGUAAUACUUACAACAUAGAGUAUUAUGUACUUAUUUUUUUCAAAUAAUUGUUCCCAUAUGUAUAAUUGAGAGAAAAAUAUAUUACUUUAUUUUUUGUAGAAUAAAAAUUGUUUAAAAUUACAUCAAUCACUUUUCUACCACUACGUACGAUUAUCAGUAUAAUUGUUACCCAAUGUGUCAACUUCCAUAUCCUGUUUCCUAUUCGAUCCCUUCCAGAUAAAUUGAUGCCAGCAUCUGCGGCCUACAUCGAUAGUAAAUCAUUCGAAGAUAGUAAUAAAUUCAUUAAGCUUAUUACCGACCUCAGUCGUACUUUAUUGACAGAAAUCGCACACCAAAGUUUGCCACCGUCAGGCAUCCCCCUACCAAUCCCAAAAUUAAUUUACGAAAGGACUUGGCAAAUAAGGUAAAAAAAUGUGACUGACGUAUGCUACAGAUUUUUCAGUUAAAGUGUGGAUUUACUAACUUUUUAAAAUUUUAGUCCAGAAUCAUUGCUACCUGUUGAAAUGUCCUUAAACGAGUAUGAACAAAUCUUUUCUUACAUGCGCUGGUAUCAAUAUGAGGAACAAUUCUUUGUUCUAAAUUCAUCAUCAUGCGUCUUACACGAGAUAAAAGAUAUCGUCACUAAUUCGUAACAUCGUAAGGAAUAUUUUAAGUAGAUACAUACAAAAAUAAAAAUAUAUUCGAUAAUGUUAUUCCACAUACAAUAAAAUCACGAUUUCUACAUUAUGACCCAAUAAAAUUAUACAAUUAUUGAGAUUUAGAAAUUACAAAUGUGUAUAUAUAACUUUAGAUUCCAAAGAAGAAGAAUGUAAAUAUGGUAUGUGAAACAUGUAGAUAUAGAUUUAAAUCCAGCCACACACCCACACAACACACACAUACACACGCACACAUAUACUGCCAUAUAUUUCAUUAAGGUACAUAAAGAAAGCAAUAACUGAUAACAUAGAUGUGUUCCAAUACUCUAUGUAACAAAUAUCAAUUAUAAAAGUUCCGCUAUAGUAAUUUGGGGUUACAGUUUUAAAAUACGAAAUCAUAAUUAUAUGUUUGGUAACAUUAUUAUGAUAACUUAUACAUAUACAAUUAGAAAGUCAUUUCUUGGUAUGAAAGAUAUAUUUCAUGUUUAAUAAUAUAUUGUAAAAAGUAUAGUAUAUAUUAAGGGGAGGAAAAGAUGUGUUUGCAACAUACAUAUUUGCAAAGAGAUUUCCAAAUAAGUAAUAAUGAAAUUAAUAUCAAGAUCUGUUCUAUUACAUUCGCCUGAUAAGUUCUAUACAGAUUGCACAUUAAAGUUAACUCUGCGCAAUUACAACAGUACCGUUUUGUCCAAUGGCUCCAGUUUGCGACACCGUGGGAACAUUUGACGUUUCAUUCGUGCUAACAGGGGAGGAUGAGUGA
Molecule: messenger RNA, 5066 nt
Organism: Temnothorax curvispinosus
Lineage: Eukaryota; Metazoa; Arthropoda; Insecta; Hymenoptera; Formicidae
Gene: Grip128
Product: gamma-tubulin complex component 5
Exons: 14
Coding region: 95-3136 (1013 amino acids)
Biological process (GO): mitotic cell cycle; spindle assembly; meiotic cell cycle
Cellular component (GO): equatorial microtubule organizing center; gamma-tubulin complex; centrosome
Molecular function (GO): microtubule minus-end binding; gamma-tubulin binding
Source: RefSeq, a predicted model, not a curated record